This is a messenger RNA of Drosophila willistoni, 1440 nucleotides long. Its product is annotated as JNK1/MAPK8-associated membrane protein. Gene Ontology annotation, molecular function: ubiquitin protein ligase binding. The record is from RefSeq and is a predicted model, not a curated record. Gene Ontology annotation, cellular component: membrane. Bases 91 to 1002 code for a protein of 303 amino acids. Gene Ontology annotation, biological process: response to unfolded protein. NCBI's taxonomy places the organism in Eukaryota, Metazoa, Arthropoda, Insecta, Diptera, Drosophilidae. The transcript is spliced from 6 exons.
AGCAAAGAAUUGGCUAUCUUCUGUCUGUUGAAAUCAUACACUGACUUUCUUGGGCGCUUUAAGAGUCGGACAACUAGUGGGACUAAAAUUAUGACAACAACUAUCCCAAGUCGUUGUCCUGGCGCCUACUGUGGACGGUCUUUGCUGGAGAAUGGAAGUUGGAGUAACUGCGGUGUGUGCUCACGUGGAUAUCGGGUUGAUGAGAACUAUGCUUGUACACCAUGUCGUGAUGAAUUGAGCACAUAUUCCUGGCUGUACCUUGGAUUUAUGACAAUGUUGCCACUAAUGAUGCACUGCGUCUUUAUUGACAUGGACGCCAAAGAUCGCAAAUUUUCUCGGAAGCAAUUAAUCCUUACCGCCAGCGCAUUUAUCGAGGUGGCUGUGUCGGCUAUUUUAUCCGCACUCUUCAUGGAGCCCCUAUGGGAGUUGCGGCUUUAUGCGUGCGACGUUCGAAAACUAACCGAUUGGUACACUCUGUUCUAUAAUCCUCAGCCCAACUAUGAGGCCCGAGUGUAUUGCACGCAGGAAGCAGUAUAUCCCUUGCAAACUGUAGUCUUGGUAUUUUAUUUUCUGUGUCUGGUUAAUAUGUUUCUUAUACGUCCUCUAAUCUGUUCCCUGAUGGAUGUGAAAGGAAAAAACAAGGCACCCAUCUACUCAGCUCUUUACUUUCUACCGCUUCUUACCCUUGUUCACGCCUUGGGCGGUGGACUUAUAUAUUAUUCGUUUCCCUAUCUCAGUGUGGCCAUAUCGAUGGUCGCCAACGCCAUUCACUAUUCACUGAAAAUAGAUCAAACACUAAAGGCUCUUGUCUGCUCUUCAGUUUGGGAGCUGAAGAAUGUCGUCAUCAUUUCGGUGCACUGGCUAUUACUUGCCUAUGGCAUUGCCUCACUUAACUAUCAUUAUGCCUUUUUGUGCCUUGUGCCGUUUCCCACAUUAUUCUAUAUAUUAACUGUGCGCUUCACGGAUCCUGGCGAAUUUCGUGAGAUAGAAUCGCGUAUUUGAUGCGGAGAUGUACAAAUGCACGUAUUUCACGGACGCGGCGGGAAUAGGCGAUCCACAGUUGUUAUCUAUGUGUAGUAUGUGUGUCGUUUAAUUUAUUUUCACUUAGUACCUAAGAUACUUAACAAUCUAACUAGCUAUAUAUGUAUGUAUGUAUAUUAUAUUGUAUUUAGUACGUAGUGUAUAUUGUAUCGUCCCAUAUCAUCAUUGCAUCAUUUUGUUUUUAAUUAUAUGUACUUCACAUUAAUUACAUUAAGUGACAAUUUUCGAUUCAUCAAUUCUUUCCCAAAUGGAACUAGUGUCUGGGACUGAAACUGACUGAACUUAAGAAUGGGGGCUCCAUUUUUGCAAAUUUGCUUAGAAAUAAUGUACAUUUGAAGCCAAAAAAAUUUAAAUAAAAAUUGCAUGUCCUUGUCCACAUGGAACCAUAUAUCAAUUAAA